Messenger RNA from Capronia coronata CBS 617.96, 4086 nucleotides. Its product is annotated as 5-oxoprolinase (ATP-hydrolyzing). Gene Ontology annotation, molecular function: 5-oxoprolinase (ATP-hydrolyzing) activity. The record is from RefSeq and is a predicted model, not a curated record. NCBI's taxonomy places the organism in Eukaryota, Fungi, Ascomycota, Eurotiomycetes, Chaetothyriales, Herpotrichiellaceae. Gene Ontology annotation, biological process: glutathione metabolic process. Bases 1 to 4086 code for a protein of 1361 amino acids. The transcript is spliced from 3 exons. Gene Ontology annotation, cellular component: cytosol.
AUGGGGACCGCGGGAGGCGCCCAACGAGGCAUCCGGAUCGCCAUAGAUCGAGGCGGCACGUUUACCGACUGUGUGGGAAACCCAGGCACGGGACGCAUGGAAGAUGAUAUAAUCAUCAAGCUGUUAUCAGAAGAUCCCGGCAACUACGACGAUGCGCCUCUCGAAGGGAUCCGACGCCUGAUGGAGAAGUUCACGGGCCGGCAGAUCCCGCGAGGCGAGGCCCUGGACACCAGCAAGAUCGAAAGCAUCCGGAUGGGCACGACGGUGGCCACCAAUGCCCUGCUCGAACGCAAGGGCGAGAAGAUGGCCAUGGUGGUGACCCGCGGGUUCAAGGAUUGUCUGGAAAUCGGCAAUCAGUCGCGCCCCAAGAUCUUCGACCUGGCCAUCCGCCGGCCGGACGUGCUGUAUCAGAAGGUGGUCGAGGUCGACGAACGCGUAACCCUCGAAGACUACGCCGAAGACCCUGAACGGACGCAGACCAAAAUCGAGGCCAGGCACGAGGACUACAAGAGCCACGAUCUCGUGCAGGGUCUGUCCGGCGAGGCUGUCCGGAUCCUGAAGCGGCCAGAGGAGGCCACCAUCAAAGAGCAGCUCAAGGCUUUGUACGACGAAGGCUUCCGCAGUAUCGCCGUGUGUCUGAUGCAUGGGUACACGUUCCCCGCUCACGAGGCGUUGCUUGGAAAACUGGCCCACGACAUUGGUUUCCAGCAUGUGAGUCUGAGCCAUGAGUUGAUGCCCAUGAUCAAACUCGUCCCGCGAGCAACGUCGGCUUGUGCAGACGCCUAUCUCACGCCCGCCAUCAAGAAAUACAUUUCUGGCUUCCAGGCCGGCUUCGAGGGCGGCCUCGGUACCGAGAGCGUCAAGCACGAGAAGGGCGAUAGAGGCGCCAGAUGCGAAUUCAUGCAGUCCGACGGUGGUCUCGUCGAUGUCGACAAGUUCUCCGGUCUGCGUGCAAUCUUGUCCGGGCCGGCAGGCGGCGUGGUCGGCUACGCUUUGACCUCCUACGAUCCGGAGACCAAGAUUCCAGUCAUUGGGUUCGACAUGGGCGGCACCAGCACCGAUGUCAGCAGAUACGGGUCUGGGCGGUAUGAACAUGUCUUUGAAACCACCACCGCUGGAGUCACAAUCCAGUCGCCUCAGUUAGAUAUCAACACGGUCGCCGCAGGAGGCGGAUCCCGGCUGUUCUUCCGAAACGGCCUGUUCGUGGUCGGUCCCGAGUCGGCCGGUGCUCAUCCCGGACCUGCGUGCUACAGAAAAGGUGGUCCGCUCACCGUCACCGACGCCAAUCUCUUCCUCGGCCGCCUCCUGCCCGACUUCUUUCCGAAGAUCUUUGGCAAGCAUGAGAACGAGGGGCUCGACCCGGAAGCCAGCAAGAAGCUUUUCGAAGACUUGACGCAAGAAAUCAACAGCAAGACAGACAAGAGCAUGUCCGCCGAUGAGGUGGCCUACGGAUUCAUCAAGAUCGCCAACGAGACGAUGACGAGGCCCAUCCGAUCCCUGACCGAGGCAAAGGGCCACGACACCUCGCACCACCGUCUUGCCACGUUUGGGGGCGCAGGAGGCCAACAUGCCGUCGCCAUAGCGGAAUCUCUGGGGAUCAGACAGAUCCUGAUCCAUCGCUACUCGUCGGUCCUGUCGGCUUAUGGCAUGGCUCUGGCGGAUGUCGUCGACGAGAGCCAGGUCCCGGCCUCCCACGUCUGGGACAUGGAAGGCGGAUCGAGAGAAGCAUUGAAGGCGAAGAUGGACGAGCUCAAACAGCGAUCUCGCAAACGGCUGCAAGACCAAGGCUUCGAUGACGACUCCAUCGUGUUCGAGGAGUACCUGAACAUGCGGUACCGCGGCACUGAGUCGGCCCUGAUGGUGAUCAAGCCCAGCGAGGAAGAGGCCAAGGAACUCUACGACGGCGACGACUGGGCGUUCGGCGCGGCGUUUGUGCGCCAACACGAGCAAGAGUUCGGCUUCACGCUGCCGGACCGGGACGUCAUCGUCGACGACGUCCGAGUCCGUGGCAUCGGCAAGUCUUUCGAGGGCAUGCCCAAGACGGUCGAUCAGCAAUUGAAAGAGGUCAAGCCGAAAGACGUCGCCCAGGACAAGGUCUACGCCACUUCACAGGUCUACUUCGAGGGCGGUCGCAAAGACACCAAGAUCUACAAGCUUGAGGAUCUCGAGGUCGGCACGGGCGUUGCCGGCCCGGCCAUCAUCGCCGACGGCACGCAAACCAUUGUCGUGUCGCCGGGCGCGUCAGCGCUGGUCAUCGAGACGCACGUGGUGAUCAACAUCGGCGACGAGGGAAGUGGGAGCAAGGCCAACGCCAAAGAGGUAGAUCCGAUCCUGUUGUCCAUCUUCGCGCAUCGCUUCAUGGCGAUUGCGGAGCAGAUGGGUCGGGCACUGCAGAAGACUUCUGUCUCGACUAAUGUCAAGGAGCGUCUGGAUUACAGUUGCGCCCUGUUUGACUCCGCGGGCGGCCUGGUCGCCAACGCACCCCAUCUGCCUGUCCACCUGGGCAGCAUGUCCACCUGCGUGCGGACGCAAGCGGAGAUCUGGAAGGGGAAGCUGAACAGGGGCGACGUGAUCGUCUCCAAUCAUCCAGAGUACGGCGGUACCCAUCUGCCCGAUAUCACCGUUGUCACGCCUGCCUUCUCACCGUCCGGAGAGAUUUUAUUCUACGUGGCCUCCCGAGCCCACCACGCAGAUAUUGGAGGCAUAUUGCCGGGGUCAAUGCCGCCACAUUCGCGCGAACUGUACCAGGAGGGCGCGGCGAUCAAGUCGGAGAAGCUCGUUUCCGAAGGCCAUUUCAACGAGAAGCGUAUCACAGAGCUUCUCUACGAUGAGCCGGCGCAGUAUCCGGAGUGUAGCGGGACCCGUUGUUUGGCGGACAAUCUGAACGACUUGAAGGCACAGAUCGCGGCGAACCAAAAGGGCAUUGGUCUCAUCAGUGCCCUAAUCGAGGAGUAUGGCGAGGAUGUCGUGCAGUUCUACAUGCUUAAUAUUCAAGAGAACGCUGAACGAUCAGUGCGUGAGCUGUUGAAGGACGUAAGCAAGCGCUUUGAAGGGCAAGAUCUCCAGGCCACGGACUAUAUGGAUGAUGGAAGUCCUAUAUCUCUACGAGUCACAAUUGAUCCGCACAAAGGAGAAGCAGUGUUCGACUUCGAGGGCACCGGCCCUGAAGUGUACGGCAACAUCAAUGCCCCAGAAGCUGUGACCUACUCAGCCAUCAUCUACUGUCUGAGGUGUCUGAUUGACCAAGACAUUCCGCUGAACCAGGGAUGCUUGAAACCCGUUGACGUGCGCAUCCCUCCCGGCAGUUUCCUCAGUCCGAGCGAGAAAGCUGCAGUGGUCGGUGGAAACGUGCUGACAAGCCAACGCGUUACCGACGUGGUGUUCAAAUGCUUCGAAGCCUGUGCGGCCAGUCAAGGAGACUGCAACAACUUGACCUUUGGUUUCGGAGGGAACGUAAAAGGCGGCGCGGCCAAAAAGGGUUUUGGAUAUUACGAAACCAUUGCUGGCGGUAGCGGUGCCGGCAAAGAUUGGGAGGGUACCAGCGGUGUCCAUACCCACAUGACGAACACGAGAAUCACGGAUGCUGAAGUGUUCGAACGACGUUAUCCUGUGAUUUUGAGAGAAUUCGGUCUCAGAGCUGGAAGUGGCGGAAUUGGACAGCACAGAGGUGGUGAUGGUGUCAUUCGAGAUAUUGAAUUCAGGAUUCCUGUGCAGGUGAGCAUCCUCAGUGAAAGGAGAGUAUAUCACCCAUACGGUCUGCACGGUGGAGGAGAUGCUCUAUGUGGGAAGAACAUUUGGGUCAGAAAGGUCAAGAAAGCGAAGAAACGAGGGGUUGGGGGUGAGCAUGAAGGGAAGCGCAGAGAAGAGGGUGAGAACGAUGAGUUCGAAUGGAGGCAUAUCAACCUCGGUGCGAAGAACACCGCCAGUAUGCAGCCUGGUGAGAGAAUCAUCGUGAUGACACCUGGUGGCGGCGGCUAUGGCAAAGUCGGUGAAAAGUCCAAGGUCGAACUCAAGGAGGAUUAUGAGAAGCACUGGAAGAAGGGCAGCUUGGCUUCCCGGUUGGCCGAAUGGGAGAGCAGUUCGUGA